This is a messenger RNA of Mobula hypostoma (lesser devil ray), 9655 nucleotides long. It is a transcript of the gene runx2a, whose product is annotated as RUNX family transcription factor 2a. The transcript is spliced from 6 exons. Gene Ontology annotation, molecular function: DNA-binding transcription factor activity, RNA polymerase II-specific; ATP binding; RNA polymerase II cis-regulatory region sequence-specific DNA binding. The record is from RefSeq and is a predicted model, not a curated record. Bases 534 to 1922 code for a protein of 462 amino acids. Gene Ontology annotation, cellular component: nucleus. Gene Ontology annotation, biological process: ossification; hemopoiesis; chondrocyte differentiation. NCBI's taxonomy places the organism in Eukaryota, Metazoa, Chordata, Chondrichthyes, Myliobatiformes, Myliobatidae.
UCCAGCCGCAUUCUGAAAACUUUACUCCAACCCCCGCCUCAUCAGCGUGGAAGAGAAUACACACUCAUGUGGACAUUUGGGGCAAGAAAAGGAGCAGGAAAAGUACCAACGUGAUCGUCUCGACUUCGCAUCUUGCGAGGGAAUACAGUAUAUUUUAAAAUCGUUGAUGACUCCUACAGCCACCACGUGCUCUUUGAUGUCUCAUCAUCGCUCACUUUUUUCAUGACCACAAACUUGCUUUAUAAUCCCAACCUCCGUGAAACCACCAGUUGGAAACUGUGGCUUUCCCUCCUCUUGAUCGUUUUGACCACAACGUGGAUUAGAAAUUUUCUCCCUAAAGUCAGACAUUUGGAAUAUAUUUGUAGUCACAGAAGGAAAAUCCGACUUUCCUGAAAAAAAAGCUGCUUUGUACUUUAGAGGAGAAACUUUUAAAAAAAGAAACUGGACUGAAUUGAACUGAAUGUCAAUAACGGAUAUUAACUGGACAAAUUGACUAUUUGUGGCUACUGUAAGCCCCUAAUCAAAGUGUUGUGAUGCGUAUUCCCGUAGAUCCCACUACGAGCCGGCGCUUUACUCCACCGUCCACCACGUUACCAGCAACGGGGAAAAUGAGCGAUGUGAGCGGGAUGGUGCCUCACCAGGAACCAGGGCCCGGAGUCGGAACAGCCGGGACGGCGGCGCUGAGCAGGUCUAUGAUCCGACCCCAUGAGAACCGAACCAUGGUGGAUAUCAUUGCCGAUCACCCUGCAGAGCUGGUGCGCACUGACAGCCCCAAUUUCCUCUGUUCUAUCCUACCGUCGCACUGGCGGUGCAACAAAACCUUACCCGUGGCAUUCAAGGUUGUCGCCCUGGGGGAUGUUCCUGACGGCACUGUGGUCACGGUCAUGGCCGGCAAUGAUGAGAAUUAUUCGGCCGAACUCCGCAACGCCUCGGCGGUCAUGAAGAACCAAGUGGCUCGUUUCAACGAUUUACGGUUCGUCGGCCGAAGUGGACGGGGUAAAAGCUUUACAUUGACAAUCACAGUAUUCACAAACCCACCCCAAGUGGCUACCUAUCACAGAGCUAUAAAAGUUACAGUGGAUGGUCCUCGCGAGCCGAGAAGACAUAGACAGAAACCUGACGAACAGCCCAAAGUUGGAUUAUUUUCUGAACGUUUGAGUGAAUUAGAACGCCUUCGCCAAACUGCGGUGAGAGUGGGCGCUUCAACACAAAGUCCACGGCCUUCUCUCAAUCCUACACCUGGUCCUUUCAGCCCUCAAGCUGCAUCGCAGAUUGCAGACCCCAGGCAGGCCCAGUCGUCACCGCCAUGGUCAUAUGAUCAGUCCUAUCCACCUUAUCUGAGUCAGAUUACAUCACCUUCCAUUCAUUCCACAACUCCUCUUUCCUCCGCCCGUGCCACAGGGCUUCCUGCAAUCACUGCUGAUGUGCCAAGACGACUUUCAGGUGCAACAGAUCUUGGUCCCUUCUCAGAUCCCCGGCAGUUUGGGCUUUCUUCGCUCACGGAAAGCCGUUUCUCCAAUCCUCGAAUGCACUACCCAGCCACCUUCACCUACACACCAACUCCAGUUACAACUGGCAUGUCUCUAGGUAUGUCUGCAGCCACACACUAUCAUACUUACUUGCCACCGCCUUAUCCUGGCUCAUCCCCAAACCAAAGUGGACACUUCCAAACCAGCAGUGCGCCCUAUCUCUACUAUGGCACCUCAUCUGGAUCUUACCAAUUCUCCAUGGUGGCAGGGGGAGAACGCUCGCCCUCCAGAAUGCUGCCACCUUGCACCAGCGCAUCAACUGGCAGUACACUUCUCAAUCCGAACCUGCCCAACCAGAAUGAAGGUGUUGAUGCCGACGGUAGUCAUAGCAAUUCUCCCACUGUGUUGACUUCCACCGGAAGGAUUGAUGAAUCUGUUUGGAGACCAUACUGACUCUUUGAUUCAACAAGAAAACAGAACAGCAGCUUUGAAAAGAACAUAAUUAUUUAAACAGUGCCUAAUGUACAGUUUUUAACUGGAAGAAAACCUUAAGAUAUGACUGCUUAGUGAAAGAACUAGUACAGAACUCAGGACGUUGCUGUACAGUUCAACAUAUGCACAUGACUUUGGCUAUUUUAAGCACCCCCCCCCCCAAACCCCACCCAAACUGAAUGAACUUAACAUCUUGUCCAAAUAGUGUACGUGAAGAAGUCCUGAUUGCACAGCAAAGGAAACAUUCUUUGAUAAAGAUGGGCCUUCCAAGAAGUGGCAGAGUGCAAAUUGUAGUAAUUAUUGAAACAAUGUUGAAAGUAGCAAAAAAAAAAGUGGCUAAAAAGGACUCUAAGCUUGAAGAUGAAAAGUCCUGUAAAAUACAACUGCCCACUUUAAUGUUUCUUUUUAUAAGGAAAAUUGGCUCACAAUUAGAGUAGAAGUAUAUGAAAAGUAAAUGUAUGCAUUUAGUUUAACUAUGCAUAAAGGGGCAGAAUUUUUCUUUUCCUAAUACAUUUCUUGAGGAACACCCGUUAAAUGUAAAUAGAGAGAAGUUGGUUUUAUGAUCUUUAUGUAAGCAUUUCUGUUUACUGAAUGUUUACUACAGAUUUCAAGAUGACUUUCUGUUUUCUUGAAAUGGUUUUAUACAUACCACAAAAUUGCUUUUCAAUUUCAAAGGAGGGUUCAUCCCAUCUUACUUGGAGCAAUUUUAUUCCACUAUAUUGUUUCAUUUGAAUAUUGUUUACUCAUUAAUUGAAUGAUUCCUUGAUGUUGACGUACAGACAUUAAAAUGGUAAUGUCUACUUUGGCAUCAUUAUCCUAUUGUAUCUGUAGUUGUCUGUGUACUUGAGGAAGAAUGGCAAUAGUUAAUAAUAUCAUAACAUUCAAGCUCAAAUGGGUUACUUUAAUUAAAUGGUAUUUUCCUAUGAAAUUAGAAUCAUAAAAUAUUGUAAUAAUUAAAUACCUGUGCAUACUUAACGAUGGAAGCUUGGUGGAAGUUGGGACACUCUUGGUAGUUCAUGCCUGUAGCUUUGAGAGUACUUACUUAUUUGUCACCUAUUCCAUUUCAAUCGAUUUCCCUUAAAAUCGACAUACACUUAGAGGUACAGGAGUGUUCUUCUGCUGAUGUAGCCCAUCCACUUCAAUGUCUGACAUAUUGUGCGUUCAGAGAUACUCUUCUGUGUAUCACUGUUGCAAUGUGAGGUUAUUGGAGUUAUUCUCGUCGUCCUGUCAGCUUAAACCAGUCUGGCCAUUCUCCUCUGACCUCUCUUAUUAACAAAGCAUUUUCGUCCACAGAACUGCUGCUCAUUGGAUGUUUUUUGGUUUUCAUACCGAUCUCUGUAAAGUCUGGAGACAGUUGUGUGUGAAAAUCCCAGGUCAGCAGUUUCUGAGGUACUCAAACCACCCCGUCUGGCACCAACAAUCAUUUUAUGGUCAUAAUCACUUAGAUCACAUUUCCUCACCAUUUUGAUGUUUGGUCUGAACAACAACUGAACUUCUUGACCAUGUCUGCUGAAACAUGAUUGACUGAUUAGAUAAUUGCAUUAAUGAGCAGGUGUACAGAUUUACCUAAAGGUGGCAAUUGAGUACAGAUAUAUAUAUCUUGCUAUAGAAUGAAAAAUUAUUUGAGGAGCAAACAGCAAUAUUACAUUGAAAAGUAUAUAUUGGUUGAAAUAUAUGUUUGGAGGGUUUUGUUAAAGGGAUAUCUACAUGUUUCUGUAUAACAGCUCUAUUCCCAGUUAUAUAUGCCUAGCUCUGCUUAUGAAUAUAAGAAUGAAGCCUUCCAUUGGUUGAGGUCGACCAUGACUGUUGCAUCCUAGUUGUCCACAGUCAGCCAAUAGAAAGCGACAUCCAUGGUUGACCCUGACUACUAGCCAGUACAUAAGCCAGGACAGUAUGAUAUGGAGAGCAAGCAGCUUCUUAAACAGAAGGCUGACCCUCUCAGAAGAGGCUGAUACUGAUUGGCACCAGUGGUGUCGCAGGAAUUGCCAGUCAGCGUUGAACUCAACGUAGGACUGCCUUAGGUAUUCCAUCUCUGGAUUUUUCCUUGAGGUUUACUACCAAUGGAUUUCCCCAUGAGUGUGUACAGCUGCGAGGCAGUGGAAGUUUGAGAUCAGAACUUUCCUUCCCCUAAAUAAGCUGCCAGCCAUUGCUGACGAGCCCCCUCUGCCCAAAGCAACUGGUUUGAAGGCACCAGUAACCCACCUUUGCCCCUUCCCCUGUCAGCUGAAACAGUUCUGCCAGUCACACUUCGCUAAGUCAUGCGUGAAGGCUAGGAGCUGGACAUGGUUGUCAGAGGCUAUUUGAGAAGCACACCAUUUAAUUGGCGGUGGGAGCUUAUCCCUACAAACCCCCCCCCCUCGGCUAUGACAAACUUUCGGAACCAUAGAAUAAGAUCUUACUUUUGGCAUUUGCUCUAAAUUUAACUCAAAUUUUCCAGUAUUUUGCUGAAAAAUCAAUGUGCUAACAAUGAGAAUUUACAGUAUUAAUGCAGUUGAAAGUUCACAUUGAAAUCUUGACAUUAUUCCCUCUUAAAUGCUUCUAAGGAAUCAUAAUUCAAAACACCUUCCAUCAGGGAAUUAAAACCAUAUCUCAGUUUAAUGCCUACAGCUAAAAAUACAUGAUUUUAGAGUCCUGAUGAAGGGUCUCGGCCGGUAACAUUGACUGUUGCUUUUCCACAGAUGCUACCUGGCACGCUGAGUUCCUCCAGCAUUUUGUGUGUGUUGCUUGGAUUUCCAGCAUCUGCAGAUUUUCUCUUAUUUGUGAUUUUAGAGUCACUGUUUCUUUUAAACACUGAAAACUAAAACAAAAAUGCAGAAAAUACUCUUUAUGUUCUCUUUAUCUUCCUCCUUGGUCCAUGUUAGCGAAGGUGAUUUGAUGCUCUUUUUGGAAAGAGUGAUAAAACAUAGAGAACAAUGUUGUUUUAUACACGCCACAUAAAAUUGCAUAUACUGUACAGUAUCUAGGCAUAAUUUCAAUGAAUUUUUAAGUUAAAUAUAUGUGGCUCAUGGAGACAUAGAGACAUACAGCACAGAAACAAGCCUUUGAGCCCAUCUGGUCCAUGUCAACCCAUUUAAACUGCCUACGCCCAUCGACCUGCACUGGACCAGAGCCCCCCAUAUAGAUAGAUAGAUAUACUAUAUUGAUCCCAAGGGAAAUUGGGUUUUGUUACAGCCGCACCAACCAAGAAUAGAGCAUAAAUAUAGCAAUAAAAAAAACCCACAAACAAUUGAACAACAAAAUGCAAACUAUGCCAGAUGGAAAAAAGACCAGGACCAGUCUAUUGGCUCAGGGUGUCUGACCCUCCACGGGAGGAGCUGCACGUUCGAUGGCCACAGGCAGGAACGACCUCCCGUGCCACCCAGUGUUGAAUCUCGGUAGAAUGUGGCUGAAGUCCAACAGUAAAAAAUUCAAUAUCCGGUCUACAAACACGUUCCUCGAUCGUAAUAUGACCCGGAUUGCACCAUCUGUUGUUAACCAGAACAGUAAGCACCCAACUCCUUUACGCUUACCGCUCUCAGUGGAAUUCCCGGUCAGCCGGAACGGUCUGGAAGCCAUCCAUGGAAAAGUUUUGAUCGGGUAUGUCCACGUGCAGUCCAGUUCCAGUGAAACACAUAACACUGCACUCCCAAAAUGUUCUCUGACGCCUGGCUAGCGCCGUGAACUUGUCCAUUUUAUUACCCACCGAACUCCUCUUCUCCAUAAGUCUCUGUUGUUUUGACCCGGUCCUCUUUCCUCGACUUUGUGAUCCCCCUCUGCAUCCUCUGUGUGUUUUCCUCCAGAUUUCAGCAGGAGUGUCCGCCGCUCUGCUCGCUAAACUGGCCGGCAUUGGCGCAAGCAGCUGGUCCCUGGAAUGAACAAUGCGACCAUGCUUCUGUCCCACGUGUCGGGAUGUAAAUAUUUCCAGCGCUAAAAACCCAAAUAAAACUCUCUCUACCAGCAUGUUAGAGAGAAUACAGCUUGGAUGUGUUACCGUGAAAAAAAAACAAAAAAUAACCUAAGUUACAAAGUAAGAAGAAAAAAGUAAGAAUCCGAUCAGAACGGCUGUAACAGGCUACAUGCACGACCGGCGCAUGCGCACUUAUAUCCCUACCAUUCAUGUACCUGUCCAAACUUCUCUUAAAUGUUGCAAUCAAGCUCACAACCAUUGUGUUGGCAGUUCAUUCCACACCCUCACGAACUUCUGACUGAAGAAGUUUCCCCUCAUGUUCACCUUAAAUAUGUCACCUUUCACACUUAACCCAUGACCUCUGGUUGUAGUCCCACCCAACCUCAAUGGAAACAACAUGUUUGCAUUUACCUUAUCUAUUCCCCUCAAAAUUUUAGAGGCCUCUAUCAAAUCUCCCCUCCAUCUUCUACAUUCUAAUGAAUACAGUCCUAACCUAUUCAAUCUUUCCUAUAACUCAGGUCCCCCAGACUCAGCAACAUCCUUGUAAAUUUUCUCUGUGCACUUUCAACCUUGUUUACAUCUUUCCUGUAGGUAGGUGACCAAAACUGCACACAAUACUCCAAAUUAAGCCCCACCAAUGUCUUAUACAACUUCAAAAUAACAUCCCAUCUCCUGUACGCAGUACUUUGAUUUAUAAAGGUCAAAAGCUUCCUUUACAACCCUAUCUACCUGUGAUGCCACUUUCAAUGAAUUAUGGACCUGUAAUUCUCAGAACCCUUUGCUGUACUACACUUCUCAGUGUCCCACCAGAGCUUACCUUCUCGGGCUCUGGUAACAAUGAGAAAGAAAAACCUGCAAAUAAAGAAAAAUGAAUAAAUGAUUCGAGUUAAAAAAUACGGCAGGCCCUAGAUAUCAGGAGUAAUGGAAUAGUGGCUAAUAUUCUAAAUAAGAAUAUCUUGUUAUUUGUUACAUGGUUAUUUUGACAGAGGUGUUACCUUUGAGGUAAUUAAUCUAGUUUUCAGACUCAGAAGCAUUGUCCAGAUGCACAGGAACUAACUUCAGACCAUCCGUUGUUAUUAUUAAAGUGUAGUUAACACUUAAAUGUCUGCUUUAAUUCAUAUAGUUACAGCUACCUUAAGAUGUAUUAAUGAUACAACUUUAAGCAAAAUUAAGUUUAUUUUCAAGCACUACUAGAAACUACACAACAUAGUCAUUGUGAUUCACUAGCACUUCAGAAGUGCUUCGUUAGCCAUAAAGCACAAGGGGUAUCCUGAGGCCUGAAUGUUAUUUCUUUUAUUAUCAUGCUGAGGUGAGACUGAAAUUGAUUCACUUCUUUUCAUGUAACUGCUUUGUGUAUGGGGAACCUACCAUAUAUUAAAGUAACCCAGGUACUUGAUAUAUUAAAAUUGCCAUACCUAUAAAUCUUAAAAAGAUUACACAUGGAAAUGUGUAUUCUGUCUUUGUAACUUAUAAAGCACAAAAUACAGGAGGUACAUUAAUGCAAUAUCUUAUCCUAAUGCUUCCUUAGUUUCAAAUGCUUCGUUCUAUUCUGAGACCAUUUUAUGUAUUAAAUAAAUGUCAAAUAUUUUUCAAUAUUUAGAGAUAGCAAGCUUUUUUUUUACUGUAACAUUUUCUUGUGUGAAGCAUGCUUUUGUGGACCCAAAGUUCUAUUUACAUUAAAUCUGGACAACUUUAUUGAUAUUAUUUAUUGCAAGUGGUAGCUUGAAGCAAACCACCAGUCUACAUUUAUAUAUCUGUACAGGUAAUGAGUUCGAUAGUUUUCAGCAGCAUUUCUAAAAGCAGGUGUCAGGUUACACAACUCGAGGUUGAACAAUCAAAUCCUACUGCCAGUGCAAGCUGUUACCUAUUUAAUAAAAGGUACUUUAUUUGUUUAAUGUAAUUUUUAUUGCCAAGGUGGAUUUUCAAAGAUUUAUAUAUGUGUUUUUAUAUAAAGUGAUUUUUUUAAAUAACAUUCUUUGUUAGGAUGUGAUAUUGUAGGGCUGCUGGCAGCAAUUUUGAAACAAAAUUUAAGGUUUUGUACAGUCAAAAGCACAUCCAACUAGAUCCAGUAUCCACCAGACUUAUGCAAUAAUUACUAUACAUUUUGGACAUCAUGCAAAAUGUAUACAUCAUUUUUUUCAUUAGUAGCAGAUUUUCCACUGCAGAUGUGAACAUUUUUUUGGGGUUUCUGAUAAGUUAGUUCUCAAUGGUACCAACUUUUAACAUGGACUAUCAGAGAAUCAGGGAAAUGUAAUAGGCAGAGGGACACACAAAUUAGCCUUGUUCUCGAGCCUCAGUCAGUAGUCCUGUAGGCUACAGCAUAUCAAAUGUUCGAUGAGAGUUUCUGCCUCUGCGAUCCUUUCAGGUACUGUAACCGGGACCUUCAUACUAACAAUUAAAAGAGCUUUCCUCAAAUCCUCUCUUAACUUUUUGUCAAUGGCCAUAUAUCUAUAACCCAGUUUAUCAAGGGGUUAUGCGAUACCCGAGAUGAUUUAAAGAUACAUUUGUUAAAUGACAUUAUCCGAUUGCCAAGUACUUGAUCUGUUUAUGUGGUGGUAUUAGAUAAUUCAAGGUAUUAAUAAACAAAAUGAAGAGAGCUUCAAAUCACACCAUUUGGAACAUGCAAUUACAACUAAUCUCCAAGUGUUCAAAUCUUGAAAUGUUACAUUUAGAUCCAAAAUUGCAAAAAUGAUAUAUUUUUUACUGAGCAUAAGUUUUGGCAAUAGUACUGAAUAUUAGAGUAUUAAUCUCUCCAUUUUUCUUUUUCUGUUGAUGAUGAGAAAUAAUUACAUAAUUUGAAACAAUAUUUUACCAUUUCAUUAGUGUUAUCAAUGAAAGCCUAGCAGGGCAGAUCAAACCACCAGAUUAAAGUAUACCUGGUUGUGUGUUGGUGAACAGCCGAAUCCAAUUUCCUCUAGAUACCAGAAUUGGAUAGUUGUUGUUAUGGAGGCAAAAUCAUUGAUUCUAGCUACAAACUGAAAGAUUUACUGAGUAUAGCAGUUCACGCCAAUAAUUGAUGAGUAUAGCUGUGUCAAAAGAAGUUGAGCUUUUUUUCUAUUUGACAAUUGCACCAUUAAUGUAACUGGCCAGAACUGUUGGCAGAAACAGACUCUGUUUAAAAAUUGCAUGUUUAUUUGCUUCCAGUCAAAGCCAUCUUAAAAUUUGUUAAAAUAAUUGCCGAAUGCUAUGAGAACAAUACUCUUCAAGUUUCAGCACAUUGAAAGGCACGUGGAAGUGAUUGAAAAGGGAGCAAGGUGAAGCUUGUCCAACUCUGAUAUAGUUACGUUAUCUCUGACCCUAGAAUCUCUGUAGAACACAAAAGGGUUUUUUUUUAAAAAACAGUUUUUCACACAGUUCAUAUUUAGUAUUCUUAUAGUUUGUGAUGUGAGACACAAAACGGAAAUCCGAGCUUUCUAAUGCAACUACCAGAGAGAUAGUUGAGCUCCACAAAGCUCUAUGAGCACACAUUUUGAUCUGUUCAUAUUUUUGUUUAUGUAAAACAGACAACAAUCUGCAAUUUUGUUUUCGAUGGUAUACUUGCACUUCGGCUUUUUAAGUUUUUUUUACUUUUUAUAUAAAUACUAGCUUUUUUUAUUGCUGUUAGUUAAUAAUUGCUUUGCACUGAGUAUACUGUACAAAUGCAUUGUGUUUCCAAGCCAUUGCCAUCAUUGAUUAUGAAUCACUUUGCUACAUCUUAAAAGGGAAUAAUGCUAAGGUAGUGGUUUAUGUAACACAAAACCCACAAGAUCUUUUACCUGGCAUUUUGUCAUGAUUGUAACAUUGAUUGAAGUUUGAAUUUCAUUUUCAA